AUGCUUCGUCUUCUCUCAAGCACCGCUCGACAUUCUCAAAGAUCAGCUGAACAACCGGCGUUGGAAGCGCAGAUGAAACAUGCGCUGGCUCUCGAGGCGGACAGGUAUCGCCACGAGUACGAGCUACGCCGUGAGCAGCUGCACAAUGACGAUGCGCUGCAGCGUAGCAACUCGGACAACGACGCAAAGCUGCUCCAACAGCAACUCGAUUUCCAGAAGUCCAACCUGGAAGACCGUGAGCGACGCGUCUCCGCUCGUGAAAGAGAACCGGAACAGGUGAAACGCGCGUACGCAAGAGAUCGAGAAGCCUUGGACACCAAUUGGGACGAUCUCCAGGAGACGGCGCAGGAACGGAUUGCCAAGCUGCAGAAACAGGGCAAUACCCUCGAGGCGGAAAGGGUUCAGUUGGAAGUCGAGAAAAAACUGGUCGUUGACCAAAAAGCC
Leptomonas pyrrhocoris is the source of this 444-nucleotide messenger RNA. RefSeq lists its product as hypothetical. Lineage: Eukaryota; Euglenozoa; Kinetoplastea; Trypanosomatida; Trypanosomatidae. The transcript has a single exon. The record is from RefSeq and is a predicted model, not a curated record. The annotation marks the transcript as partial.